AUCACUUUCAUCAGAAUUACUAAACCAAACCCCUGGUAACAUCACAGUGCAUGAAACUGAACACCUCCACUAUUUAAAAAAAACAAAAAACUGUUAUAUUAUUAAGCAGUGUUUUUACCCUUGCUCUCAACGACCUUCCUUUCAUCCGACCUUCUGCGUGUCUCUCUUUCAAUCUUCCCAUGAUAUGUUGUACACCCCAGGGCAUGAUUGGGAGUGAUGACCCUGAUUCCUGAUUGGCUGUCACUUACUUGGUGCAACUUUGCUGCCUCAAAAGAAUCCAAAGCACCCUUUGUACUGAACAGGCUUGUAUAUAGCUAAUGGAAAUCACAGUGUCAUUGUUAAAGAUGGGAUCAUUGAGAGGAUUAGGAUUUUUUAUUUGGAUCGCUCUGGCUCAGAUUAAAACCACUCAGACACAAGAUUGCAGCAUCAUCACAUCUGUCUCUUCCCCAUCGGCCUCAUCACUGCUUGUGCAAUGGAACAGCUACCCAGGGGCCACCAACUACAUCCUGGACCUGCGUGUGGUGAACAUGAGCAGUGUGGCACCUGUGGUGGUCACAGUUUCUGUCUCACCUACACAGAAAGAAGUCUUCGGCCUGAAACCGGGCACUCUGUACACGGUUGUGGUCAAAGUAUUCCGCUUCUACCUUGUUGAGUGUUCGGAUACAAGAAUAGCGAGGACAGUCCCAGACACAUCUCAGAUAAGCUCCUCACGGGCAAUAUCAAGUACAGCCAUCGCGUUAGAGUGGGACCGGGUGUCCUCUGUGGAUCAAUACUUCAUCUUGGUGAACUCCUCGAUAACCGGCGAGCGCUACAAUCUCUCCUUCACAAACACCAGCGCAAUCAUCACUAACCUGCGACCCAGCACCUCGUACGACUGCUAUGUUUUCACCUCCAACUCAGCCGGCCUGGGUGCGAGGAGCCGAGUGCGCACUGUCACCACACUGGUUCAGCCACCGGCCGUAGUCACAGUGGCGCCCCUCUUGAAUCAGGCCGUGCGUGUCACAUGGCAGCAUGUGGACAAGGUUCUCAUAUACUAA
This is a messenger RNA of Ictalurus furcatus (blue catfish), 1037 nucleotides long. Its product is annotated as fibronectin type III domain-containing protein 7-like. The transcript is spliced from 6 exons. The record is from RefSeq and is a predicted model, not a curated record. Bases 318 to 1037 code for a protein of 239 amino acids. Lineage: Eukaryota; Metazoa; Chordata; Actinopteri; Siluriformes; Ictaluridae. Gene Ontology annotation, molecular function: protein binding.